Zea mays is the source of this 768-nucleotide messenger RNA. RefSeq lists its product as uncharacterized. The coding region runs from base 113 to 430 and encodes 105 amino acids. Lineage: Eukaryota; Viridiplantae; Streptophyta; Magnoliopsida; Poales; Poaceae. The transcript has a single exon. The record is from RefSeq and is marked validated.
AAAUGUGGGUGGCGAGAAACGACGAGGUCUUGGUGCGUGACCCAAUCCGAUCAAUAUAAUCAGAGUCAGUGUGACUGUGAGCAGAGCAAGCAGUAUAGGGCGAGCUUCAGCCAUGGAAAAGAGAAGCAAUGGUAGUGCCAGCCUCGUCCUCGGCCUUCUGAUGGCCGCCUCCCUGUCGUGCCAGUGCCACGGCGCGCGCGACGUCCCCGCGGAGAAGCCCCUCCGGCCACAGAACGUGUUCGGGUUCGGCGGCUUCUACCCGGGCCCCACCGUCAACUGGGUGUUCCCGGGCCCCAACGGCGUCACCCCGCAGGUCGGCUUCGGCGGGAUGCCGGGCUCUAGCGCCUUCCCGGGCGGCGGUGGCGUGGUCGGCAUCCACGGUGGUGCUGGUGCUGGUGCCGGUGCCGGUGCCGUGGCGAAGAAGCCGUGAGAGGAGGUGGCCGUGUGUCUGUGAGCUUGCGAUGCUUUGUGAGAGUGUUGUCAGUACGUGGCAUAAGCGAAGUCUGUGUCUUGUUCUUGCUGCGGCUGGCUGUCGAGACUUCACUCUCGUACGUGUCUCGUGUCCCUUUUUAUCCUGUAGUAUUUGUGUGCGAAGGACUUCUUUCUCAUCAUAUGGUAGCCGGCUGCUAGUGUACAUCUCGAACCCCUUUUCUUCUCGGCGUGUGUUUAUUCAGUUCUGUAUUGUAUCCCCCUAUGUUAGCAUGGAUGCUGAUUAGUACGUGUCCUUCAGUAAUUCGCUAUAAUCAACACGGUACAUCAUUGUUGCGC